Messenger RNA from Cinclus cinclus, 1539 nucleotides. RefSeq names its product osteoclast stimulatory transmembrane protein (gene OCSTAMP). Gene Ontology annotation, cellular component: membrane. The record is from RefSeq and is a predicted model, not a curated record. Lineage: Eukaryota; Metazoa; Chordata; Aves; Passeriformes; Cinclidae.
AUGGAGAGUUUUCGGGCAAGUCUGGGGUACCUCACUGCCACUGGGAUGAGAGCCCGUGUUUACUGUGAAGACUUUCUGUUCCCAAAGGUGCACAGAACUAUGGCAGCCCUGUGGUGGAUUUACUCCAAACCUGUCCCAGCAGAUGGCAGAGAGCUAUGGACCUUGUUUCUGCAGUGUUCCUGCAUUACAGUAGUGACAGGAGGCCUUUUUUACAACUGGAUGUUUGCUUCCCUGGAGUACUCCUGGCACCUCUCUGUUGCCGUGGCCAUCUCCUUCAGCCUGCUCCUUCUCCUGACUCUCUUUGUGGUGCAUCCUGCCCGUUGUGUCUUCAGCAUGAUCAUGCCCACGUUAGGAACCAAACAGGGCCGGAAGCUUCUCUUCUCGACCUGCAUCAUGAUUGCAGUGGUGAACAUAACACCCAACAUCAUAAGCAACAUUAAAACCAUACUGCAGGUUAUUAAGUGCAUCUGCAAGAAUUCCUCUGACAGCCUUCUGAACUCAACUGCUCUGCUCGACACAGUUUCCUGGGAGUUUGGGGAUGCAAUCCAAGAAACCAUUCAUUCCAUUUAUAAGCCUAUGAAUGGACAUUUUCGCUUUUCAUUGCUUCAGAACAGCUCCUUGAUUUACCAAAAAAUGCACCUUGCUGGUGAGAAAAUUAGCAGAGAGUUCUUGUCUGUUGAGGUACUGGUCAAAGACUCUGUACGAGUAGCCAACAGACUGGCUGCAGGUUUCUUCACACUCUAUCUAUGUUUUGAGUCCACCUGGUAUUUGAAAAAUUAUCUCACCAACCUCCACUUUGACAACUUUUACAUCACCAAGAAGCUGGAGCAUUUAGCUGAGGACAGAAGAGCAGCUCAUCUCCUGGUGGGCUCAUCCAAAAAACUCAUCCGACCAACAGGCUUGAAGCUGUCCUGGGAAGAAGUGGUGCUGUGCCUCGUGCAAGCCAUGCUGGUCACCGUGGCCCUGAUGCUGAUGCUGGUGGUCGUGGCCGUGGACCACUUUGCGUUCAGCGUGGCAGACACGGCGGUGAGAAAGGCAGCUCAGUUCUCUGCAGUGCCCGUCACCCUCAACAUCAAAUACAAGGUUGAAGUAGGGCUCAUGCUCUUUCUAUUCAAAAUGUUGGGGCGUCCUUCCGAGGAAUUACUGCUCAGGGACUUCAACAGGACCUACCACCAUCAUCUGGUCUUCAGCUCUGCCCGCUGCAGGAUCAGCCCUCCCACACCUCCCAACCCCUCUGUGCUGCUCGUUUUGGGGCUGCUCUUCUGCAUCCUGUACACCACCGUGUUCCUGGAGACCUACGCCCGCCGCCUGUGCCGGCAGAUCGCAGCCUCCUUCUUCCCGGGCUGGGAGGAGAGGAGAGUGCUUCACCUGUACAGGAAACUGGCCAGGAGGCACAGCAAGGAGCAAAACUCUGUGAAGGGUGCUGCUUUUGGAAGUCAGGGGAUGCCUGACACCACAGCACAGGUUUCUGCCACAGGAUCGCACAUUUCAUUUUCCAGAGUUGGAGAAGUGUUUGGAGCUUGGGGAAAAAAAUACUAA